This is a messenger RNA of Fusarium sp. VM40, 1911 nucleotides long. NCBI's taxonomy places the organism in Eukaryota, Fungi, Ascomycota, Sordariomycetes, Hypocreales, Nectriaceae. The record is from the annotation of a GenBank genome assembly.
AUGAACGGGGCUGGAGGACUCAGCAUUCAAGAAAUCAAUCGAAUCAUGGAUCUGGAGCAGUUCGAGUUCGCUGAAGAGUGGGAGUGGCAGGACUUGAAUUAUAUCAACGCCAUUCCUCCUCUGAUACCUUACCCUUCUUACUGCGUCAGCCGUCGAUGUGGAUGGUGUCGUUUUAUGAUUCAGCCAGGAGAGGUUAUUACUGCCAGAUCAUUUGGAGGUAACGAGUCAUCGGCUUUUGCACUCGGCGACGCCUUCAAUGACAGUAAAUUACUCGCAACCUUUGGGCGAUGCAAGAGUAAUCAUAGAUCAUGUGCUUCAAUCGGGUACCAUGUUGAGUGCUCUACAGUUGCGUCGAGCUUUGGUCUCAAGAAGAACGACUUUUUAGAAGUUGUUCGGUAUCUUUAUGAUCCGUCGAUCAAGGAAGAUAAACGACGAAGGGAGUGGAUCACAAACCACUUACAACAGGUCUUAAGCAGGGAAUUUGCCAUUCUCCCGAAUGAGAUCUUAUUCAUGGUGAACAAGUAUCUUGUUCGUCCCUAUGCGAUUGCUUCGCUGCCUCGUGCUUCUCUGCCCGGUGCAUGCACGAUCGAGCCAUUGAAGAGCGUAUGGGCGGAUUGCUUUUGUAUCGAUGGCGUUGAAUAUAUCGCGCAUUUGUCGAACACACCAAAGCCAGGCAGCCGACUGCUAUGGGACGCUCCAAGCAAGCGAGAGAAGAAUUUUCUGUAUAUUUCUGAGGAUCAUGUGGGUGUCCGGCAAGUCAUCAAUGACUCUACAGAUCUGUUUCAUGAGGAGCAGAAUAACUCGGGAUGGUGGCGUACGCUUCCAAUAACCAGCACCGAGGUUACUUUCUAUGGCGAUGGCCUCAAGUUACGGGGGUUUGCAGCAUCUCCAUUGACAAACAUUUCCUGGCCAUGUCCCAUGCUACCAGCAGUCUUGAAAAAUACAGCUUACUUCGCUAUCAAAAAGCCGUCGUCGGACUUUGGAAAGGUUGAUGAAGCUCGAAUGGAAGCCUUAUACUUUAACGAGCCUUAUACGACGGGAUAUUCCACGUGCUGGUUUGAGGGAAGGCUCGUUGACCUUCACGUGCAUAAGUCUUGGGAGACUUUGGACUUUUACCGCGAGCUGGAGGAGGAGAAAGAAACGAGAUGGCCUGCAGUUGAGUCGAAGUCGGCGCCUUAUUGGGUUUACCGCCCUUUGAACCCCGGAGAAUAUGUUGAGCAGAUUUGGUUGAGUGCACGAUAUGAGGCAGAUGAUAAGAGUGCCUGGUCUGAAGAAUCAAGACAGCCUCUUGAGCUGAAGCCUUGCACGGGAACUGCAAUAGCUAUGAUAACCAACCACUCUCGAAUACUGAAGAUGGGGAGAAGUAGCACAUCACACCAAGAUUGGAAGUGCAUCACCAAGACGCUUACAUGUUCUACAAUGUGCGUGUUCUUGAACCCUGGAUUAGAGGGUGUAUCUUUUAUCGCAGCUUCAACUGUGGAUGGGAGUGAGAGCGAUUCUCUGCCAGAAAACCUAUCAGCCUGUGUAGGAAAAGAUGCAGAAGCAGGUAUAGCUGGUUGCUCAGAAGCUUCUCUUGAGAACGUUGAAGAAAUUGUUGUUUGCGAGGAGCAAUCGGGCCAAGAUACAAGCAAUAUUUCUGGGAUAUUGUUCCGAUAUACCGACGGCAAACAGGCCUGCGUUGGGAAAUUCCGCCUUGAUCAUAUGCAACCGCCUCUAUCAGUUGCUAGCUCAAAGUGCUUAUACAUCGGUACCAAGACUUUUGAUGACGAAAAGUCGGUGGUAAAAAGAGUUGUUGUAUCAGAACAUGAGCGUGAAGUGGGUUUUGAGUGGACUAAGAUUCCAUGGAAGGGAAAUCUUGUAUGGAAGUUCACGCAGGAGUAUAGUGAUGUCGGCUUAGUUUUGAACAAUUGA